AUGGAGGCGAAUUUUCAACGACGUGCACCCGGGCGCACAAGAGUUGGGUCGAUAAAGGACAGUUUAAGCCCCAAAGGUACGAUCAAGAAGAAAAAGCAGGACCGCAAGACCAAGGAGCGACAAACUCAAGAAAUAUCGAAUUUGAAUGUUCUAAUCGGCCGCUUGGAAGACCGAGAUACACAACAACAAGCUUUCGCUACGCUCAUUGAAUGCUUUCCAGGCCUAGGACCAUCAACGGUGAAGGAAGUGUAUGCGCUGAUCGAAAAAAACAAGAAGCCUGGUCGCUCUUCUACCCGACGCAUGCUUGUUCUUCUCAUUGCAGCACUCUGUAGAUGCCAUCCAGUCCAGUCAGCAAAGCUUCUACCAAGGAUUCUAUCGUAUACUUGCCUUCGUCUUCGCGACAAACACGCAAAGACAACGGAUGCAUGCGUGAUAUUGGUGUCAGCCAUUGCCUUGUACGUCUUGCCAUGCCCCACAAUAUCGCUGCCUGAUGCUGGGAGUACUACGCAGCCAUUUGAAGUGGUAGCUGCAGUGUUUGCGAAGGAGACUAGUGCUGUGGGCGAAGCAGCCACCAGGUGUCUCUGUGGUCUGCUUCGCCCUGUUGAUUUUGAUGGAGUAUCCGUACCAGGUCCAAGCACCAUCCUCGCUCAUGCCGUGCGAAUCCGACCAUUUUUCAAGAAUCUCUUGGCCGACAUCGUCGCGAAGAUGGACGGUAGCACGAUGUUUGCCACCUUUUCAUCUUUGUUUCUAUUGCUCCAAUCAGCAUGUCUGCUGGCUCGAGAUGCCCAAGAAAAAGGGUCUUUUACGCAGCUUGGGGACGACUUUGCUCCAUAUAUUAGUUCCAUCUACGAAGCGAUCGAGGAUUCCUUCCAAUGCGGCCCUCGAGAUAACUGGAUGUUACGUAAACGUGGUCUAGAACUGUUGACUCUGGUGCUCGAUGUAUUUGCUUUGCAAGAGUCUGCGUGGUGCUCUACUGUAGAGAUUGCUAAAGAGUAUUUUCAGUCGCAGUUGGAUCGAGUUCGAGCCCUCGUGCUCGCUGGCCGCCAUGAUUCGGUUUCUGUCGUCCGCGAAGCUGCCAUUCCUGCUGCAAUGGCGUUUGAAUGUUUAGAGAAGAUGUGUCCACAAGCACGUGGGGAGCUCCGGUCCAGCACGAGUGCUUCUACUUAUGACUUCGUUCCACCCAAACCGCCAGGCUACUCAUUUACUAGCAAACGUUGGGCAAAAUCGGUAGAGAAUAGCAGGCAUGACACUGAAAUCGCUGAGUCGAACAAAGGGAAGCCAGAUUCUCCAUCCGAAGUGGUAGAAGAUAUAAACGAGCAGAGUUUUGACGAGCAUGCAGGCGAUGAGGCUUUGCCAUCACAAGAAUCUAUCACUGCUGAAGACAACCAGGUAUCUCUCACAAAUUCAGUCAGAACGAUUCAAGAAGCAGCAAUAUAUAAUGGGACAGCGACUCAGCUUUUGCCACGGCGUCCAGAAUCUACUCCAGAUGACGAGAUAUUCACGGAAUCAUACAUGGAUCAUGGUGCUGCACCAGAAAAUGAUGAUGAAGCCGAGAAACCGUCGCAAGAUGAGAUGAGUAGCGGAGAUCAGCGCAACCAAACAUCGCGCACAGAGUCGGGUUUAAGCAACGUGGCAUUGAAAUCGUCCGUUGCAGAGGGAGUUGACAAACAACCACGAUCCAUGCAAGCACUGGCAGGAGCAAUGGAAUCCGUUAAUACUUUAAAACAGUUUGUAGCAAAGCAGAGAGCACAAACACGAUCACGUCGCGCGCAGCAUCAGGAUAUCCCUCAAAUAGCGCUUCCGAAGUCCCGAAGGCCUCGUAUACUUAACCAGACUGAAGCCUUCCAGUCAAACCACGACAUUUACGUUGAUGAUGAUAACGAGCAGGACGAUAACAACAUGGCUACCAACCUCGAGCUCACUAGGGCUGAGGCAGCUUUGGAAGCGGCACAGUGCGGCGAGUAUGAGCUAGCGUUUCGUUUGUGCAUAGUCGAAGACGACUUAAACUUGCUACGGCGUCUGAUGAUGAUGAUACAGACUCCAUGUAUGGUGGCACUGUCAAUCAUGGCACGUAAUGCGCUGUGUACAGCACUGUUGUCACUUUUAGAUGGCGAUGAAGAUGAAGACUCUCCCGAUGUAUGGUUGGUGCUGCAAUGGUUGCAGCAAUGGGUUGUAGAUGAUAGGAAACAAUUUCAACAACUCGACCCUCGCAUUAUUCGGGCACUCAGUUCUAAACUGAACGAAAUGGCAAUGACCUCGACGAAAUCAUCCCUGGCAGCUGCGCACGUGGUAUUCUUGCUUGGUAUAUGA
Phytophthora nicotianae INRA-310 is the source of this 2310-nucleotide messenger RNA. RefSeq lists its product as hypothetical. Bases 1 to 2310 code for a protein of 769 amino acids. Gene Ontology annotation, cellular component: microtubule. Gene Ontology annotation, molecular function: microtubule binding. NCBI's taxonomy places the organism in Eukaryota, Oomycota, Peronosporomycetes, Peronosporales, Peronosporaceae. The record is from RefSeq and is a predicted model, not a curated record. The transcript is spliced from 4 exons.